AUGUAUCAAUUCAGAGAAAAGUGUUAUACAAAGGACCCCAAAGAAGAGAAAAUUGGAGACUCAGCUCUCAGGGAUGAAGGAGCAUCAUUAAAUAUUUUCUCUGUGCAUCCCUCUGCAGGAUAUGAUGACAAGCCUUCACUCUCUGCCCGGCCAAGCCAUAUUGUUCCUUUGGGACAGCGUGUGGAACUUCAAUGUGACUCUAAUAGAAGCUAUUAUGCAUUCAUGUUGUACAAAGAACAUGGUAAUCCUAUCCCUCAGAUCCAGGGAAGACCAUUCAAGAAGAAAUUUGUCUUGGAUCCUGUGACAUCAGCACAUGCAGGGACAUACAGAUGCCAAGGUUUUAAUUAUCAUUACCUUUUUAAAAAUUCAGCCAACAGUGACCCUGUGAAGAUCAUAAUUUCAGGAAUCUACAAGAAGCCUUUCCUUUUGGCCUUACAAACUCCCCUGGUGGAUUUAGGAGAGAAGGUGACACUGGAGUGUCGAUCAGAGAUUAUGUUUGAAACCUUCAUUUUGACAUCACAUAAAAAUGGAACAAUCAAGGACUCUUUAAAGCUUUCUGCAGAACAUCAUCUUGGGGUUUCCCAGGCCAACUUCUCAACAGGUCCUGUGACACCUGACCAUGCUGGAACUUACAAAUGCUACGGUUUUUACAAUCGCUCACCAUAUGAGUGGUCAGACUCUAGUGACCCCAUUGAUAUAAAUAUCACAGGUUUAUACAAGAAACCUUCUCUGUCAGCCCUGAUGGGCCCUGUGGUGAUGUCAGGAGAGAACGUGACCUUGUCCUGUGUCUCUGACCUUCAGUUUGACAUGUUCCAUCUGUCCACAGAAGGGGUACCCAAGGGACAUGGUCUGCCUUCAGUGAAGAGCCACAAUGGAACAUUCCAGGCCAACUUCCAUCUUGGUCCUGUGGUCCAGGCAGGGAACUAUAGCUGCUAUGGCUCUUUUAGGAACUCUUCCCAUGUGUGGUCAACCCCAAGUGACCCUUUGUACAUUCUUGUCACAGAUAACCACAGGAAAACGCAUAUUCUGAUUGGACUGUCAGUGACCACAAUCCUUGUCUUCCUCAUCAUCCUCCUUUAUUCUUGUUGCUCUACCAAAAAGAGUAAGUCUCAGGAACAAGUCAGUGAAUGUCAUCUGAGUAGUGUGAGAGAACAAGACCAGAGAAGUAGAGUCAUCAUGGACCAAGACUCUGACGUGAGAACAAUACUGAACAGUCAGGACCCUGAAAGAGAAGAAGUGCAGGAGGUGACAUACUUAGAAUUUGAUCAGAUGAUCUUCAAACAAAAAUUGACCACUCCCGAUUCCCAGAUUCCCAAGGAAUUUUCCACAGAUCCCAGUGUAUACAUGGAAAGGUAUAAUACAAGGAAGUUAACAGCAACACCAGAAAGCUCUAGAACAAAAAGGAGAAAUCACACCCAGCACAGAGUUCCUCUGCGAAGAACACACCAGAAAUUUGUCAUCGCCACAUCCACAAAAGUUGACAUCAGCAAAGUUAAAAUCCCCAAACACCUGACUGACGCUUACUUCAAGAAGAAGCAACUGUGCAAGCCCAGACACCAGGAGGGGGAGAUCUUCGACACUGAGAAGGAGAAAUACGAGAUUACAGAGCAGCGAAAGGCUGAUCAGAAAGCUGAGGACUCGCAGAUUUUGCCAAAGAUCAAAGCUGUUCCUCAGCUCCAGGGCUACCUGCGAUCUCAGUUCUGA
Molecule: messenger RNA, 1704 nt
Organism: Peromyscus californicus insignis
Lineage: Eukaryota; Metazoa; Chordata; Mammalia; Rodentia; Cricetidae
Product: killer cell immunoglobulin-like receptor 3DL1
Exons: 7
Coding region: 1-1704 (567 amino acids)
Biological process (GO): translation
Cellular component (GO): ribosome
Molecular function (GO): structural constituent of ribosome
Source: RefSeq, a predicted model, not a curated record